Ictidomys tridecemlineatus (thirteen-lined ground squirrel) is the source of this 8884-nucleotide messenger RNA. NCBI's taxonomy places the organism in Eukaryota, Metazoa, Chordata, Mammalia, Rodentia, Sciuridae. The record is from RefSeq and is a predicted model, not a curated record.
GCGGCUCCAUCUAAGUAGGAUCAUUUGUGAAAUGAGAUUAUAGGCAUUUCUCUGAAAAAGCAGGAGACAGAGCACCUGCUGUCUGCGAUUGAUGUCCCGGGGGCUCACACUGCACACGGAUCAGGACGUCCAUCUCCAUGGCUAAUUCUGCUACGAGCCAAGAGCCUGCCUUUUCCGCUCCAUGCCAGGCAGCCCCCUCUUCCACAUGGAGCCAGCUCCAGAUCCAUGUUUUCUGUUAAGCUUGACUAUAUGGGACAUGCAUCGCUAUCCUGCCCGCCACGGUGCUGCAGUGUGCGUGUUUUGCAGAGCUCUGUGCAGCCUGGCCAACGAUGUGACUAACCAGAGCCGUGGACACACACUGGGUCGUCCCAGCCUCCUCCUUUUGCAGCGAGGUUGGAGCUUCCUCUGAGUGCACAGCUCUGUCUGCUAAGAAGCCUCCGGCUCUUUGCAUUUGGAUGCUGCAGACGGUGCAGCAGGAGUCUUGCCUUGGAGUCAUUACAUUGUGUCAGAGGAAGAAGGAGACGUCAGACCUCCAGAUCUGCUUUAGCACAAUUUCUCCAAGUGCUCCACUGACUGACCAAGUUCCCUGGGAGAUGGACACCCGGAGGCCUUUGCCCGCGGCGACACCGUGCCUCUGGAGCGUGCCGCCAGGGCCUGUGCAAGUCUCAUGGAGAGCACCACACGGCUGCGCCCCAGGACUGACAGCAGCAGGGCUCGGAGCUGUGAGCCCCGGGAGACCAGGCACCACCCAAACAGGAAUCACCCGACCCCUGCACGUGCCUGACCAGCCGCCGUCUUAGGAGAAAGCAGUCGUACCUGCCUGAACUGUCAGCGCUGUCCACAGAUGGCUACCCUUCCGCAAAGUGCUGUGCUUUCCCAGAACUGCUGGCCUGUGCACUCUGGAAAGCUCACCGUGUCUUGCUUUCCCUUGACUCCAGCAGCUCAGCCCUGACCCUUCUGAUCUCCUUGCCCACUCCCAGGGUGGCCACGGGCUUAUGCGCUGGGCCUCACUAUUUUCCUGUUUGUUUGAGGUCUCUUACUCUGUCCACAGACAUUGGUGACCCUGUCCCAGCAGGCACACCAGGGGCAGCCUGUGGCCCCUCCCCGUAGGCCACCUGGAGCCUGGGGCAAGGCAGCAGUCCACCCCACCUAGUGCCCAGGGAGCCUGGCGCCCAAGCCAGGUGCCCCCACAUCUGUAACCCAGAGGCCCUUACAGACUGUCCCCCACACCACCAGCGCUCACUCUCUGUGUGGACUCGGGCAGACGUGCAAACCGGGUCCCACUGGUGUGAAACUCAGAGCCGAGCAUCAGGGGUCAUGUCCUCUGCCACUGGAGGCAAAAUGAGGAAGAACACAGAGACUCAUGGCCAGACUCUCAUCCGAGCAGCUGAGCAGCUCACAGGCGGCGCUCUCUGCCCUCACACUCUGGUCCCCACGGCAGGCGCUGUGUCUGGAGAGGAGCCCGUGUUACCCCCAGGGGUCUCAGGUUCCUGGUCUCGGGGGCAAGCUGCGGGCUUACAGCGAGAACCAGAACUGAGGGCAGUCUGGUCUGAGGAGCAGGGGCGGAUCCUGUAGGAAAGUGCUGCUGGUUCUUUCACAGUGUGGGGCGUGCCUCCUCUUUCUGUCUCCUCUCCACCCACGCUCUGCUCAUCCUCCUCAUGGGUACCCUGGUCCGCGAGUCUGCUUUACCUGCCGGUUGGCCCUGCUCAGCUGGGCAGCUGACCUGGCAGGGCCCUCUCUGGCUCUUCCUGUCUGGGUCUGCCCCUGGCCCAUCUCUAGCUCCCUGGGGGUCAGGAGCACCGCCAAGCUGGCUGGCUACAACUGGUGGGGACGCAGGCUCCCUGGCAGUCCCUGCCGCUGUCCGGCUGUUCAGGUCAGCAGUGACUAGGGGGUGUGGGUGCUGUGGCUGUCUGGGGGAGGUGGCGCUGUCCCGAGGCCUGGGCCUGCCUUCCACCCGUGUCUUACAGCACGCCCCGAUCCGUACCUCAGUCCUGACCCGCGAGAUUCAUGAUCCCGAGGAGCUUUUGGAAAGUCCUUGAGUGUCCUCUGUGUCCCGCGGGGUCCUGCUCCAGGCCAGGCCUUUCAUCCGAGGCCUCCCUGCUCUCCCUUUAACCCCCGUUUCCUCGUUUGAAAGUACCCCCUGCCCGAGAGCAGAGUCACGUUGACAUCAGAGAAGGGCCGGGUUCGCGGUGAGCCAAGACCACACAAACGCUACGUCUCCGCUGCUGCGCCCCAGCGCCCCUCACUCCAGCGCACCCCGCAUUGUCUGCACACUACUCCGUUGGGCCCGCUGACUUUUCAUCGUGGAAACGUCUCCCGUGUUCUCGGGAUAGCCAGUUGCCCCACACGUCACAGUUUAGCAGAGGCAUGCCCAGGGCACGGGCUACCUCCCUGUCUGCAGGCGGGGUCACUCUGCAAUGGGCCACGGCCCUCACUGAGCAUGGUGGAGUGGUCAGUGUGGCUGGCUCCUGAGGGGCCCAGUGGGACCCAACGGAGGGCAAGUUUUAUUCCCAGGACCAGCCUGUGCCCAGGGUCCUGUGAGGCCCCAGGCUGCUCCCCGAGGAGUGGACCCACCCAUCUUGCUGCCCACUCCAGGGCAGGGUUAGCCGAGUGUGUUGCUGGGCAGAGUGGGGGGAAGGGGCGGCUCUUCACCAGGCCUUUGCGAUACAAGUCCACCCUCUCACCUGAGCGGCUUGGGUCAGACUGUGUCCAGUGGGGGCUCUUCGUGCACCAGGAGGGUGGAACCCAGGCCUGCUAAUCCACCUCAGUGGGGGCGACGGAGCGACCCGUGCUGGACAUUACACUCCAUUGUUUUAUAAUCAAGGAUGAACCUUUGCAGACACUUUCCCAGGAACAGCUGUCAAGUGGACAUUUUGCACGGCUUUGGCAGUGUCUGCCGUCCUGUGUCCCUGGUUGUCACAGAGCUCCUGAGAGGACUCUCCCUGGAGUGGUCAGCUUCUUUCCCAGACAGCGGCCCCUCAGGAUCCCUCUUCACCUUCAAGGCUGGGUGGGCACCUUGGACAGCUGCUGCGACGGUUUCUGCCAGCAACUUGCAGCUGCUUGACAGCUGGAGGCCAGCACCACCACCCUUGCCAGUAGCCUCAGCCCCUCUUGUGACGCCCAGGGGUCCCUGUGGCCAGCACCUUCCUCUUCCUGUGAGUCAGUGCCCCCCGGGGUCCUGAUCCCACAUGAGGCAGGGGCUGAGCCAGACCCUCUUGACCCCUCCUGCAGUCCCGGUCCUUAGUGCCUGGGCCAGGGUCUCUCACGGCCCCUUCCCCAGAGCCCAGGAGGUGGUAUGCCUGGGGUUUGCCGACGAGGCUGGGGCAGGAUGGAGGCCCAGGUGAAGAUGGGCUGGUGUUCAAGGGGGGACUGCUACCAGUCACAGGAGGGUCUGAGAGGCAGAGUGGGGCCGAGGUGCCAUAUGGUGUUAAGUGCAAGAGCUGAUCAGUGCGGGGGUCCCAGGAUGACUAUGUGCCCAGCCCUGUCCUGUUUCUGCAUAAAACACACGCACAGAAAAUGUAUGGUUCAGAGGUGAGGUGUCCCCAAAGCUCCUGUGAGAGACGAUGUAAGGAGGGGAGAAGGCUGGGCUGUGAGCGCCUUGCCCUGAUCAGCAUGUUCACCUGCUGGAAGGGACCCCCUGGGUGGUAGCUGCAGGCAGGUGGGGGAGGGUGGAGAAGUGGGUCCCUGGGGGCGUGCCUUGGGGAUGCACGUCUUGUCCCAGGUGAGCAGAGCUCUCUGCUUCCUUGUUGCCCCGUCCUGAGCUGCUUCUGUCCACCGCGCACUCUGCCAUGAUGCUCUGCAUCCUCAGGCCCAGAGCAGUGGCAUCUGCUGACCAUGGAUCUGACCUCUGAAACUGUGAACCCCAAAUAAACUUUUCCCCCUCUAAAACUGCACUUGUCUUUUGGUCACAGCAGCAGAAGAGUUGACUAAAACAAAAAACCAGCACAAGAGUGUCUUUGGAUUUAACAAAGAAAGUUGUUGCUUCAUAGCCUGGACCUGCUGGUUUUCAAUCAAAUCCAACAUUCAUGAAGGAUGAAUAUUCACCAUGAACUGAAUUAAUCACAUGCAAAGACGACAUGAUGUGGCUGCUGCUGUCUUCUCCCAUCGGUCCAUUGACAAUAGGUUUGGGUGACUUUGGGUGCUAAACCUCUUCCUCUUGAUGCCCCAUGGCCUGGCACAGGCUGAAUGCUCUUGAGAAUGCCACUCUGGUUCUGCCCUGGGUGCAGCUCUGCAGCACCAGAGCUGGCGUGCAGGUGCUCUCUGAGUGACAGUGCAUUGGCUCCCGGGGUGUACAGUGACUGGCAGCCUUGGAGAGAAGAGUCGCAGUGCACCCUCUGCGGGGAGCCGGAAGAGGAAGAAGGAGGAGACCUGGUCCAGCCGGGCCUCAGCUUCCCAGGGCCAGCGGAGGAAGACCUAGACCAGCAGUACUCAUGGUCCCCGACGCAGCACUUCGAUGAAGAACGGUACUCCCCGGCUCCCAGGAACAUGAAAGGCUUGUCUGGAAGCCGGAACCCGCCGCCGCUAUGUGCAGGCCACACCUGUGGCGUGGCGCCCCCUGCCGACUGCGAGCACCCGCUGGACCACCUCCGCCACGGGCCGGACACGCGGCAGCCCUACCUGCUCAGCCCGGCGGAGAGCUGCCCCAUGGACCACCACCGCUGCUCUCCGCGGAGCUCCGUGCACUCCGAGUGCAUGAUGAUGCCCGUGGUGCUGGGCGACCACGUGUCCAGCAGCACCUUUCCCAGGAUGCACUACAGCUCCCACUACGACACCAGGGACGACUGCGCCAUGCCCCACCUGGGCGCCAAGAUCAACCGCAUCCCCGCCAACCUCCUGGACCAGUUCGAGAAGCAGCUGCCCCUGCACAGGGACGGCUUCCACACGCUGCAGUACCAGAGGGCCUCGACGGCCGCGGAGCAGCGCAGCGAGAGCCCGGGCCGGAUCCGGCACCUGGUGCACUCGGUGCAGAAGCUCUUCACCAAGUCGCACUCCCUGGAGGGCUCUUCCAAGAACAACGCGGACGGCACCAAGGGCGACGGCCGGGCGGACGAGCACCACCACGGCCACCACGCCAGGCACGGCAAGCGGAGCCGCAGCAGGGAGCGGAAGCCCGAGGCCAAGCACAAGUCGGGCUCGAGCAGCUGGUGGAGCUCGGACGACAACCUGGACAGUGACAGCACGCACCGGGCGCCGAGCGUGGUGAGCAGGCACCACCUGGACCCCUUCCCCCACUGCUACCCCGAGGCCCUGCAGAGCCCCUUCGGGGACCUCUCGCUGAAGACGUCCAAGAGCAACAACGACGUCAAGUGCUCCGCCUGCGAGGGCUUGGCCCUGACACCGGACGCCAAGUACAUGAAGCGGAGCUCCUGGUCCACGCUCACCGUGAGCCAGGCCAAGGAGGCCUACCGCAAGAGCUCCCUGAACCUGGACAAGCCGCUGGUGCACCAGGACAUCAAGCCGCCCCCGCGGCAGUGCCACUACCUCCAGGUGCCUCAGGACGAGUGGGGAGGCUACCCGUCCAGCGGCAAGGCGGAGGAGAUCCCCUGCCGCAGGAUGAGGAGUGGCAGCUACAUCAAAGCCAUGGGAGAUGAGGACAGCGGAGAGUCGGACUCCAGCCCCAAAACGUCCCCGACCGUGGCCCUGCGAUCAGAGCCCCUGCUGAAGUCCCUCGGGCAGAGACCGCUUGGAGACCACCAAACCCAGAGCUACCUGCAAGCUGCAAGUGAGGUGCCGGUCGGUCACAGCCUGGACCCCUCUGCCAACUACAACUCCCCGAAAUUCCGCUCAAGGAACCAGAGCUACAUGCGGGCCGUGAGCACCCUGAGCCAGGCCAGCUGCGUGAGCCAGAUGAGUGAAGCAGAGAUCAAUGGGCAGUUCGAGUCGGUGUGUGAAUCCGUCUUUAGUGAAGUUGAAUCUCAGGCCAUGGAUGCCCUCGACCUGCCCGGAUGUUUCCGAACAAGGAGUCACAGUUACCUUCGAGCCAUCCAAGCUGGUUACUCCCAGGAUGAUGAAUGUGUCCCCGGGACAACGCCCUCCAACAUGACAUCCACCAUCAGGUCGACAACAGCGGUCUCCUACACAAAUUACAAGAAGACACCCCCUCCGGUACCUCCUCGGACCACCUCCAAGCCCCUGAUCUCCGUGACAGCCCAGAGCAGCACUGAGUCCACCCAAGACGCCUACCAGGACAGCCGUGCCCAGAGGAUGUCCCCAUGGCCCCAGGAUGGCCCCAGCCUCUACAACUCCACGGACAGUUUGGACAGCAACAAGGCCAUGAGUCUAGCCCUAGAAACGGCCGCGGCCCAGCGCCAGGCCGACGGCCAGGGCAGCUCUGUGCGGACCAGCGACAAGGCCAUCCUGGUGUCCAAGGCUGAGGAGCUCCUCAAGAGCCGCUGCUCCUCCAUCGGGGUCCAGGAUUCUGAAUUCCCAGAGCAUCAUCCAUACCCAAGGUCAGAUGUGGAAACAGCUACGGAUUCGGACACGGAGAGCCGAGGCCUGCGGGAGUACCACUCUGUUGGAGUGCAAGUAGAAGACGAAAAACGGUCUGAACAGUGUCCUGACUUCCUAGGCAGCUUUGCGCUCUGCUCACUGACUUCCAGGAGGGGAGGAGCAGCCCAGCACGUCCCAGGCUCUAAACUCCUCAUGUGUCCACAGGACCCCAGUGCCAUGCCGAGGCCCACCUCCCAGGACCUGGCCGGCUACUGGGACAUGCUGCAGCUGUCCAUCGAGGACGUCAGCAUGAAGUUCGACGAGCUCCAGCAGCUGAAGCUCAACGACUGGAAGGUGGCAGAGUCGCCGGAGAGAAAGGAGGAAAGAAAAGUCCCCCCUCCAAUACCAAAGAAGCCCCCCAAAGGGAAAUUCCCCAUCACGAGAGAAAAGUCCCUGGACCUGCCCGACAGACAACGCCAGGAAGCCCGGAGGCGGCUCCUGGCGGCCAAGAGAGCAGCCUCCUUCCGACAGAACUCGGCCACGGAGCGCGCCGACAGCAUCGAGAUCUACAUCCCUGAGGCCCAGACCCGGCUCUGAGGACGGGCGGCCCCUCGCUGCUCCUCUGGACAAAUGCUUGUACAGUCUCUGCCGACCGACCGGGUCGUUGUCUCCUUCCUCCACGAGUCCCCCUUGCUGUUGUGUCCUUGGUACCACAGACACGGUGACCGCUUCCCCUGUCCUCGGUUUGCUGAGCUCUGGCAAGAACGACCUGGGCACCUGAUGGGCUGGCUCCCAGCUCUGAUGCUCGGCCUGGCGAGGCCUGGCGCCCUCUGGCCCUCAGAGGACGCGCCUCUCGAGACGGACCCCAGCUGACACUUUGUUACUUAUAUUUUUAUAAAUCGUGUGAUGACUAGGUCAGGACAACGUGACUACAAAUGGGUAUCUCACCACUCGCGAGAGGCCGUAGACACCCGUGGAAGGUGCUACAACACCAAGCGCAGGAAAGAGACCCAUUUCCCUCGCCGACCUCAGGUCACUCCCCCGAGCCCAGCUGACCUCGCCCUCACUGCCACCCCGUCCUGCUGCCACGGGCAGAAGCAGAGGUUCCCCGUGUGGGUCCUUGGUGAUGGGAAGGGGUCCCUCCCACCCCCAAGCUCCCCACCCCGUGUUCUCCAAAGCCCAGGAGGUUCCGAGUCUGAGCGCUAGAAACGCCCGGCUCAGCACCUACACGUUAAGAACUCAGCCCCACAUCCCUCCCCGAGGCUGUGAGGUACAGGCAGCGACGGAGCUCAGAGAAGGCCCCAGGGAGGCAAGAAGAAGCGCCCGCUUCCGGAGACGUCACGGCAUCUUUAUUCCUUUGUAUCGCAAAACUCGACUCAGAGCACCCUCUUCACGUCACCACUUGCGCCACAAGUGAUUUCUUUUACCUGUGUAGAUGCAUUCUCAGAUUGCUCUCUCAGUUGACUUUUCCAGGGUGUCCUUAAAACAAAAACAAAGUCUGCUUGUUUAAAAUGACAGUUGUGAUGUUGUGAAAAGUAGAGGAGUCUGAAUGUGGGUGGUCAGUAGAUCGCAGUUUAACUGGUAAAGGAGACAUGUCGUUGACACUUGUGUCUUUCCAGAAUUCUCUUGUCCUAUGCAGUGUACUUCUUGCCUGUGUUAGACAGGAAGAGGGAAAGGGUCAUGUGUGGUGAUGUCCCGCUGUGGAAUUUAAGAGAUGGAAUUAGCUUGCAGGACUCUGAUGGGCACCAGAGUGCAGCAGCAACUCUGGUCAGUGGGCCUCCGUGUGCAGCUAAAUGCAGAUACAGUGGUGGCCACUGUCGCUAAUGGCCUUCUGAAUCCACUCAGACACCGUAAGUGAAGACCCAUCAGAGUCCCCACUGGUCCCCGACCUCAGAGCUCUCGCACUCCUCGGGGCUGCAGGCAGGAUGGCGACCUCAGACGUCUCCACCCGAGCGCCCGGUCUCCUGCUCGCUGCUGUGGGGGGCACCGUGCUCAGCCAUAGAGGGAGCGCUGUGGAGGCCCCCUAGCACUUUGUUUUCCCCUGACUCGCACUUUAGAGCCUGACCCUGGUGUCGCUGCGAGAGGCGGCCGCAGGGGCGGGGCUUCUGGAAGACUGCACUUUCCUCUUCCCGUAGUCCACAUCCCACUACGCAUGGGGUUCCCUGGGCGCAGCUGAUAUCAAAGCAUGUUGAGCUGCAGAGUUUUGCUUUUCUAAAGCUGAGUAGUUAAGAAUUCCCUGUAAGAACAAAACCCUGUAAGGUGAGCCUCAGAUCUGGUAUAUAUUUUACCAAACAGCCUUAAAAUAUAUUUGGAAGCAAAAAUCAGUACGAAUGUAUAUCCUUGAAAAAUGCAAAAAAAAAUUCCCUGAAAUAUUCUUCUAUAACUGAAUCCUAUUUCCCCAGUGUUCAAAGCGUUUUCUACCUAAAUAAAUACCUAAAUCCUGAACAGUGUACAA